Molecule: messenger RNA, 2849 nt
Organism: Pelodiscus sinensis (Chinese soft-shelled turtle)
Lineage: Eukaryota; Metazoa; Chordata; Testudines; Trionychidae
Source: RefSeq, a predicted model, not a curated record
AUGUUGUUUUAGUAUGUUAAAAGAAUCUGAAUUUAUUACCAGUGACCCAGGAUAUGAAAUCAUUGAUUGUAACAGAGUCCUAUUUUAAAACUGUAAUAUGCCAUUUAAACUGAGCCAGCUCUCAUUGGUAAGGCUUCUUCAAACCUACAAAAACGUGUAUUGUAAUUUGCAACAGCAACAAAACUAAGGACGGAUUUUAAGACUUUGGGGUGAAAAAUGUUUCACUUGCUUAUACUUCUGAAUAAUCAGAUGAAAUACAUUCAACCUUUCCAGUGCAGAUCCAGAACAUGGCCUGUAAUAGAGUACUCCUGUGGCCAGGUAGCAACAAUAUGCUAGCAAAGAAAAGGUGUCAGACAUUAAGAAUCUUUUAUUGAAUUUACUAUUUCUUUACUUUUUGUAUUGUUACAGUAUUAUCAGAAAACCCAACAAGUUUCACUAUCACUGUGACAUCUGAAGCAGGAGAAAAUGAUGAAACUGUCCAGGCAACCCUUAAAUUUACCUAUGGAGAAAAAUAUCCAGAUGAAACUCCCCUUUAUGAAUUAUUCUCCCAGGAGAACCUUGAAGAUAAUGAUGUGACAGACAUAUUAAACCUUCUAGCACAACAGGCAGAAGAGAACAUGGGGAUGGUAAUGAUCUUCACUCUAGUGUCAGCUGUCCAAGAGAAAUUAAACGAAAUAGUGGAUCAAAUAAAAACAAGACGAGAGGAGGAAAAGAAACAGAAGGAAAAAGAAGCAGAGGAGGCCGAAAAGCUAUGUUUCCAUGGGACUCCUGUUACAAUUGAGAAUUUCCUGAGCUGGAAAACAAAGUUUGAUGCAGAGCUCCUAGAAAUUAAAAGAAAAAAGAUGAAAGAAGAUGAGCAAGCAGGCAAAAAUAAAUUAAGUGGAAAACAACUAUUUGAAACAGAUCAUAAUCUUGACACGUCUGAUAUUCAGUUCUUAGAGGAAGUUGGAAAUAGCGUGGAGGUGGAUGAAUCCUUGUUCCAGGAAAUGGAUGAUUUGGAGUUGGAUGAUGAAGAGGAUGAUCCUGACUACAACCCUGUUGUUUUAGAUAGUGACUAGAAGGAAUUUGCUGAAUUGGCCCAUGUUAUUAGUAUGUGCGGACACAGUAGGGAGAAAAAGAUAGUCAGGAAAGCCACAGCAUCUGUGGCUGUACCAAGCAUGUAUUGGUUUUCAUUUUUGAAGGAAAAAAAAACCAAACUCUUUUAAUUUCAGGAGAAUACUCUUCUGAUGACUUUCAUCAUUAUUAAUAAAUUGACUUGAACAUUUCUAAGGUGAAAUGUUAGGCAUAUUGUUAAUCUGUAUGAAGUCUAGAAACCCAUACACCUGUUCUUUCUCCUUUCCCACCUCAAUAACAGCCUUUGAAGAAAUCAGUCAUGCAAGUUGAAAAGAUGCUAGAGCAGAUGCUGCAUGUGCCGCAACAUAAAGGUGUGCUGAGCUUCAUCCUGACAUACAUGUGGAAGGUUUGCUGAAGACAUGGGGAGUGCUUACUAUAAAACUGCUCUGUCUGUGGAACUGUACAGUGCUUCAAAUACAGCUUAUUAAUGGUGCUCCUAACCAUUUUCGUUCAUUAACAGCUGAGAGAAACUGACUGGUGGCUACUUCCAGUCUCUCAUCCCCUCCUUGACGUUCUGUGUUGGGUAUCCUUCCACUUCCCCCAGUGGCAGCCGCACCACUGCUGAUGUUAAAGAUAAAAUUAGAUUCUACAUUUAUAAGCAUGUUUGGAUAACUUGGUCAUUUCAAAUUAUGUAGGGUUUUAAAUUGACAUUUUGGAUACAAUUUGAAAAAAACAAAAACCACCACAGCAGUGAAAAAUCCUAUAAUUUCUCUUGUUUUCAAAUAACUUUUUGGCUAUAAUUCAGACAAGGAAUUUAGAGAAAAACUGUAAAGAACAUGGAGGCCUUUAAAGUCAUUUUCAAAAGUUUGAUGAAUCAGUUUGACAGUCAUCUCCUCUUUUGAACUUGUUCAGUAGUUAACCUGAUUGCGAACAAUGGAAAUAAUAAUUGUAUUAGUGGGACUCUACACUCGGGAGAGUACAAGACCACAACUUUGUAGUUACACUAAGUGCAGACUACUGUUUUUCGUAGUAUUUACAAGAUGCAAUGAUAUCUAGGUGUGGAUCUAGUUGGCAUUACCAUUGAUGAAGCCAACAGUGAUUAAAAGUCUGCCAUUACAAGAUAGAGCAAAAGGGUCCAGCAAAGCUGCAGGAACCAACAUGCUGAUGUUGGUCCAGCAAUUCUCUUGGGAUUACAGUGGCAUAAGCAUGCUCUUUGGUUUGCUGCACUAUUUUGUGUCCCACAAUAAAACAUCUAGGAGAAGCACAGUAGGCUGGCUGGAAGGUCACAGGCUAUGGACAGAUAUGGGAAAUGGAAGAUAACUGCUAAUGGGAGGAAGAUGUAGCAUGUCAGUGUGGGUAUGAGGGUAAGGAGGAUGCUGUAUUGGGCUUAUAAAAAGGAAACUGGAAAAUAAUUUAAAUGGAGAGACAGAGAAAAGAGUGAAUAAAGCAAGACCAGAGACUUGAAGUUAAAGUGAAUAACUGAAAUGGGGAGAGGAUGCUAAUGAGACAUGGAAGGGAGGAACAAUACAUUAUUUUAUUAUAAUUCCUCUGUGGUUAUAGAUCAAGCUGCAAUAAAUGUUUGCUUCUGGUCAUCAGUUAUAAAUGAAAAUCCAAGGAUCUCCGUGUUGCUAAAUAUUUUAGCAGGUUUAUUUCUUGUUUAUGAAUACAUGGUCUCUCUCCCUCUGAUGGAAAAUAUAUACAUAAUGUAAUAUAACAUUUUUCAAAUAUGACUUGAGGCUCUUUAUAUAAAGUUGUUGGGGAUACUUUGUACAAAAAGGGACUAACUACAGUUAUGA